This is a messenger RNA of Sorex araneus (European shrew), 429 nucleotides long. RefSeq names its product cystatin 8 (gene CST8). Gene Ontology annotation, molecular function: cysteine-type endopeptidase inhibitor activity. NCBI's taxonomy places the organism in Eukaryota, Metazoa, Chordata, Mammalia, Eulipotyphla, Soricidae. The record is from RefSeq and is a predicted model, not a curated record. The transcript has 3 exons. Bases 1 to 429 code for a protein of 142 amino acids. Gene Ontology annotation, cellular component: cytoplasm; extracellular region; cell surface.
AUGACUCGGACCCAGAGGACCUUCCUGCUCUUCCUGACAUAUCUGUUGGUCAUUGCGACCAAUGCACAUGCAGAAAACAAUCAAAUCAAGGUGCUGAGGGAAUUAAAAGAAGUUGAUGCCUCCAGUGCAAAUGUGAGGCAGUGUUUAUGGUUUUCCAUGGAAGAAUAUAACAAAGACAGUGAGGAUGAAUAUCUCUUCCAGGUGACCAAGGUAGUACAAGCCCAGCUACAGGUAACAGAUCACUUGGAUUACUCUAUUGAUGUUGAAGUUGCCCGCAGCAAUUGCAUAAAAGCUUCUACAAAUAAUGAAAGCUGUGGAAUUCAAGAAAAUUCUCAACUAGAAAAGAGAGCAGCUUGCAACUUUUUGGUCAGUGCUCUUCCCUGGAAUGGAGAAUUCAUCGUAGUGAAAAAGCAAUGUGUGGAGAUCUGA